UGAAGGUGUCAAAACACCGGGGAGAUAAACAAAGACCUCAGGCCCUCAGAGCAGCGAGCUACAAUGCUAGUCAUGAGGACACAGUUAAGAGUCCUCUAUCUUGUUCCACUUCUUCUAGCCAGCUAUGUGCAGACAAUCACCAAGCCGGAGAAGAUGAAGAUGAAUUGCUACAAGGAUGUGAAAGGCACUAUCUAUGACUACGAGGCUUUCUCUCUUGGGAAGGAACGCAUUCAGUUCAAGCAGUAUGCAGGCAAGCAUGUCCUCUUUGUCAACGUGGCCACCUACUGCGGGCUGACAAUUCAGUAUCCUGAACUGAAUGCUCUCCAGGAGGACUUGAAGCCAUUAGGCUUUGUUGUGCUGGGCUUUCCCUGCAACCAGUUUGGAAAGCAAGAGCCAGGAGAAAAUGCAGAGAUUCUGUCUGGGCUCAAGUAUGUUCGUCCAGGAAAAGGAUUUGUACCCAAUUUCCAGCUCUUUACAAAAGGGGAUGUAAAUGGUGAAAAAGAACAGAGAAUCUUCACCUUUUUGAAGCACUCCUGUCCUCACCCCUCAGAGACCGUGGCCAUAAGCAAGCAUGUCUACUGGGAGCCAAUAAAAGUCCACGACAUCCGCUGGAACUUUGAGAAGUUCCUGGUCGGACCCAACGGAGUCCCUAUCAUGCGCUGGCACCACCAGGCUCCUGUGAGCACUGUCAAGGCAGACAUCGUGGCGUACCUGAAUCAACUCAAGGUGAUAUAGGAAGGCUAAGCUUCAGAGUUCUUCCUCCUUCUCUCUUAAAGACCAUUCUGGGGAAAACUCCAUCUUCUCAACAUACUCUUCACUUAAAUGGACUCUACCUGCCCAAGUCACCCCUAAGUUGCCUAAGAUCCUUCCUGCAUGAAGUAGAUUUUUGUCAGGUAAGCUGCAUACAUUUUUCCUUGUAAGAUGUAUGAGUUGGGGGGAAAAAAAGGAAAAGAAAGGAAAAAUCUAAAUCCAGAGGCCCCAGUUACAGAUUUGCCUGGGUAUAUUAGUACUCACGUAUAAUGCCAGCACUCAGCAGACAUACAGACAGGCAGAAAUGGAAGGAACAUGAAUUCCAGGCCAUCCUGAGCUACAAGAGAUCUUGUGUCAAAAAACAAAAACAAACAAACAAAAACAAAAAUUCAUCAACACGACCAUAUGGAACCACUCAACCGCAUCAAGGGAUCGGAGAAUAGCUUGGUUGGACAUUGUAUCUGGAGGAAGAAGAAUACCCUUGGCCAUUCUCGCCCCUUCUCUUUCGAGCCUGCGGGUGUAGAGAUAGCCAUGGAGGAUGGUGAGACAAUCUAGGUUCCUCCUCCUAAGCUCUGCGUCUCCUGAGACAAAUGUGUUGUAAGCUCCUGAGUCCUUCUGAUCCAGUCUUCCCUGACACCAUCUCAUCCGCCCUUCUGCCUUGGCUCAUCUGGGGGAAUCUGGGGGCGGACUGACUCACGCAGGAGGCAGCUCCCUGCUGCCAGGGUCCAGGAUUCGUCUCUGAUUCUACAAAAUUGCUCCCUCCUGUGUGAUCUUUACUGGUUCAUCUAGCGCUUCUGAACGGUGAUGCCUUUCAUCAUCUGAAAGACAGGAUCUCCCGCUCUGACCUGGGAACCUGGGGAUCCUCAACUUCAGAACUAGACAUACUGUUUCCAAUAAAAUGUUAUCUGAAGCAUCAA
This is a messenger RNA of Meriones unguiculatus (Mongolian gerbil), 1667 nucleotides long. It is a transcript of the gene Gpx5, whose product is annotated as glutathione peroxidase 5. NCBI's taxonomy places the organism in Eukaryota, Metazoa, Chordata, Mammalia, Rodentia, Muridae. The coding region runs from base 64 to 735 and encodes 223 amino acids. Gene Ontology annotation, biological process: response to oxidative stress. The record is from RefSeq and is a predicted model, not a curated record. The transcript is spliced from 5 exons. Gene Ontology annotation, molecular function: glutathione peroxidase activity.